CGCUGCGGCGCUGAGCGCGGAGCCGAGGUCGUCAUGAGCCGUGUCCUGUGUGCCCCCGCCGCCCGGGCCGCCAGGGCGCUGAGGCUCGUAUCGUGGACCGCCCAAAGCUUGCACUCGCCGUCCAGGGGUCGGGCUCAGGCCCGACCAGUGGCCCACGGGGAGGAAGAGGACGACCGUAACGAGCCCAUUCAGUUUUCCUCCAGCAACGCCAACCCGUCUCGCUGGACGGUGGCUCAUUCCCUGGGGAAGAUGCAGCAGCGGCCCUGGUGGAAAGUGCUGCCCCUGAGCUUCUUCCUUUUGGCCCUGGUCGUCUGGUGCUACCUGCGGCAGGAGAGCAGCACGGACGAGUGGCUGAGAGAGGUGCUGGGAGAAGAGGCAGAGCCCAGUCUCGACCACGAGGAGCUUGGGCCUGGUAACGAGACGAGAACUUAGAGGAGUGCCCGCUGGCAGGAAGGGAACAGGCACAGCCCUUCGGCUGGGGUGUCGCGCUGGACGGUUUCUGGCCAGCACUGCAGGCCUGGGCGAAUGGCGCACUCCGCCACCGCUACCUGCCCGAAGAAGGGGCAGAGUCUUCACCGAAUGAAAACCGCGCCUUAUCUAACAGGAUACCCAGUGAAUCCGUCCGGGACUCUUCAGAUACAUAGGAAACGUUUUCAGUGUUCAUGUGUUUGUGUAGUUUCACAUCCCCAGGGCCAUUCUGGUGACACUUUGUCACCAGCGUUGCUUUCAGAGGCAGAAUGCUGAGGAGCAGAACCAUACUGACACUGAUGUUCCAAAACUCCCUGCCAUCGAGUUGGUUCCGAUGGACCGAGGCGUGCAUAAAUAAGAUCCACCGAUGCUUUACACACCGACACACCAGAAAUAAAAGUUUAACUUUUCCCUUCUGAAAACCGGAUUUUAAAAAAGGGUGGUGGAGAGAACGGGUUAGUAGGGAAACGACCAUAUUUAUCCGUUUGUCUUUUUCAUUUUAAUUUAAGAAGCGAGGAAAGAAACCUCGAUGAUCCGGUGGCAUCAGAAAUAGCAAACCUUUUUAGCAUUCUGCCAAACUUUGUUUCACAAGGUAGCAUCUCUCUGAUGCAUAGAACCAAUGAGUCCAUUCUUUCAGGAAAUUAUGGGCAAUGCCUUGUGUUGCCUAAAUGACUUUCCCCCCCUCUAAGUGACUGCUUACUAAAGCAAAUCGGCUUAACUCUGAAAAAUAAAAGAUUCGUGAGGGGUUA
This is a messenger RNA of Echinops telfairi (small Madagascar hedgehog), 1217 nucleotides long. It is a transcript of the gene CUNH16orf91, whose product is annotated as chromosome unknown C16orf91 homolog. The transcript has 2 exons. NCBI's taxonomy places the organism in Eukaryota, Metazoa, Chordata, Mammalia, Afrosoricida, Tenrecidae. Bases 34 to 432 code for a protein of 132 amino acids. The record is from RefSeq and is a predicted model, not a curated record.